This is a messenger RNA of Merops nubicus (carmine bee-eater), 358 nucleotides long. It is a transcript of the gene TMEM240, whose product is annotated as transmembrane protein 240. Lineage: Eukaryota; Metazoa; Chordata; Aves; Coraciiformes; Meropidae. The transcript has 2 exons. The record is from RefSeq and is a predicted model, not a curated record. The annotation marks the transcript as partial.
GCAUCAUGUCCAUUAUGUUAUUCCCUACGAUGGGGAUCAGUCAGUGGUGGACUCCUCGGAAAAUUACUUUGUGACUGACAAUGUAACCAAGCAAGAGAUUGAUCUGAUGCUGGGACUUUUGCUGGGCUUUUGUAUAAGCUGGUUUCUGGUGUGGAUGGAUGGGGUUCUCCACUACGCGGUGCGAGCCUGGAGGACUAGCCGACGGUAUGACAACUCCUGGUCUUGGAUUCCAAAAUUUUGUAACCUAAAGGAGUUCAGAAAACGUCACCACAGGCAGUACGAGGAGGCGACUGGGAACAUGGUGCACAUCAAACAGAAGCUGUACCAUAACGGGCACCCCAGCCCACGGCACCUCUGA